Messenger RNA from Toxotes jaculatrix (banded archerfish), 1216 nucleotides. RefSeq names its product MRT4 homolog, ribosome maturation factor (gene mrto4). The coding region runs from base 50 to 766 and encodes 238 amino acids. Gene Ontology annotation, biological process: nuclear-transcribed mRNA catabolic process; ribosomal large subunit assembly; ribosomal large subunit biogenesis. The transcript is spliced from 8 exons. NCBI's taxonomy places the organism in Eukaryota, Metazoa, Chordata, Actinopteri, Toxotidae. The record is from RefSeq and is a predicted model, not a curated record. Gene Ontology annotation, cellular component: preribosome, large subunit precursor; nucleolus. Gene Ontology annotation, molecular function: RNA binding.
CUUUUACUUCACGUGUGCGUCUGCGGCUCUGCCAUCGUGAGAGGAAACCAUGCCGAAGUCAAAGAGAGACAAGAAAAUUUCAUUAACGAAGACAGCCAAGAAAGGGCUGGAGUUAAAACAGAAAUUAAUCGAGGAGUUACGGAAAUGCGUGGACACCUACAGAAACUUGUUCAUAUUCUCUGUGGCCAAUAUGAGGAAUAACAAGCUGAAAGACAUCAGGACAGCGUGGAAACACAGCAGAUUCUUCUUCGGCAAAAAUAAAGUCAUGAUGGUUGCCUUGGGUAAAGGAGAAACAGAUGAAUACAAAGAUAAUUUGCACAAGGUCAGCAAGUAUCUGCGAGGAGAAGUGGGUGUACUGUUCACAAAUAAAACAAAGGAAGAGGUACAAGAGUACUUCAGUCAUUUCAAAGAGACAGAUUACGCACGGGCAGGUAACCAGGCACAGAUGGACAUAACUCUGGAGGAGGGACCCCUGGAACAGUUUCCUCACUCAAUGGAGCCCCAGUUGAGGCAGUUAGGACUCCCCACUGCUCUCAAGAAAGGAGUGGUAACACUGCUGAAGGACCACGAAGUCUGUAAGGAGGGAGAUUUGCUAAGUCCUGAGCAAGCUCGUAUUCUGAAACUCUUCAGUAUCGAGAUGGCAGAAUUCAGGGUGCAGAUCAAAUGUAUGUGGAACUCAGAAACAGGCGAGUUUGCGAACUUAGCUGGUGAGGAGGAGUCUAUGCAGGAGAAUGAAGAUGAAGAUGAUGAUGAUGAUGCAGAAUAAAACAUCUGCAUGGGCAGGUGUUUGUACAGAUAUGUUUUUAAAAGUCAUUUUUUGCCAACCCCAACUCCAGAGGGACAUUGAAACCAUUCAUCCUCCCUAUUCGCCCUGCAUUUUAGCUUUGGACUGAAUUGUUGUUCAGAAAACACGCUGGUGAGUGGAUUCAAGACUCAGCAGUCUUGUACAUGUAAUUAUCUUGAUGCCGCUUGCAUUGUCAAGAUUUGUCAACAUAAUGACAAAAAGUUUUGUAUUGCAAUCAAGCACAUACUGCUUUAUGUGUUAGACCAACCCAAUUGAUGCUUUUUGUGGGUAAGACAAACAUUUUGUUUUUGUGAGAAAAUGUCUUUUUAAUGUAACAGUUUAAUUAAGGCAAGCUCCAGAAAAGCGUAUUUCUCCUUGAAAACAUAUCUUGUCAUUUUUAAAUUUAUAUAAUAACAAUGAAGUGCUGUAGCA